AUGGAGAUGAUUGGUUCUUCGGGAGAAACAGGGAUUGCGUUUUCGGAGACGGAGAUGGAAGCGGCAGAGCAGCUAGUGCAGUUGAGCGAAGAUGAUACAAUGAGCUGUAGCAGCGGUACAGGCUGGAGCGUUUGCGGUUGCGGUUGCGGCGGUUGUGAAGGAGGAUGCAAUACGAAGAGACAAGAAGAUGUUGUUAGCUCGGAGAUUCAUGAUAUGGCCGUAAAGGGGCAAAACGACGGCGUACGGAAGAUGAAUAAGAAUGUUUCCGACGGGCGGAGUUUCGUGAAGGCGAUGAUGGGGACGAAGACAAUUAUGAGGAAUAAGAAAAAGAAGUUUCGGUCUCUCGCGAGUAUCUACAGAGCGACGAAGGAGAUUGCGAGAGAUUAG
Messenger RNA from Eutrema salsugineum, 387 nucleotides. RefSeq lists its product as uncharacterized. The record is from RefSeq and is a predicted model, not a curated record. NCBI's taxonomy places the organism in Eukaryota, Viridiplantae, Streptophyta, Magnoliopsida, Brassicales, Brassicaceae. The transcript has a single exon. The coding region runs from base 1 to 387 and encodes 128 amino acids.